AUGGCAAAGUUUAAUGUGAUCCAGAAGCAGCGGAGAGCGAAGGUCCAGGAACGGAAGCGGGCGGUGCACGGGGAGCCGAACACCGGCAAGCUGAGGGUGCAAACUCCACCUGUCUCCAUCUCUGGCAAGCGCAAGCGGAAGCUCUUCAAGAAAUGGCGGAGGGAGCAAAAAGAAGCACUGGAGAAGGGGUUGGUCACGAUGGAGGACGUCGAGAUGGCGGUGGCUGAGGGAUCUCAAGGAACCAGCAAGAAGCCUCAGGUGUAAUUACAUUUGAAGAAUCGUUCGAAGCUAAAAAGGUUUGGUUUUAAAAGCAAAAGAAAAUCUUCCAAACUAUCAACUUCUGCACCGGUGGAUGCUAUGCUAUGGUGGAAUGAUUGCCAAGGAAAAUUGCUUCUAAAUCUCUGAUUGUCUCGUGCUUAGGUAUCAGUACAGGUAAAGCUGUUCGUCUUUGAUUUCUAACUUUCACGGCUGUAAGCCCUGCCAGGAAGAACUCUUUGUUUUGAUGCCCAAAGUAUUCUCACAAACCCCACUUUGUCUCCUCUUUGGCAUAUCCCCAUUGUUUAUCAUUCAUUACAUGCGGUAGCUAUAUACGUACGUAUGUAUGGUCCUCACAUCCUUUUACAUAGCAGCAUAAUACAUGA
Musa acuminata AAA Group (dessert banana) is the source of this 641-nucleotide messenger RNA. RefSeq lists its product as uncharacterized. The record is from RefSeq and is a predicted model, not a curated record. NCBI's taxonomy places the organism in Eukaryota, Viridiplantae, Streptophyta, Magnoliopsida, Zingiberales, Musaceae. Bases 1 to 264 code for a protein of 87 amino acids. The transcript has 4 exons.